Messenger RNA from Xylona heveae TC161, 1434 nucleotides. Its product is annotated as glycosyltransferase family 71 protein. Gene Ontology annotation, biological process: mannan biosynthetic process. Lineage: Eukaryota; Fungi; Ascomycota; Xylonomycetes; Xylonales; Xylonaceae. Gene Ontology annotation, molecular function: alpha-1,2-mannosyltransferase activity. Bases 1 to 1434 code for a protein of 477 amino acids. The record is from RefSeq and is a predicted model, not a curated record. The transcript has a single exon. Gene Ontology annotation, cellular component: Golgi apparatus.
AUGUUCAAAGGCAUCACCUCUGUCUCCGGUUGGAGUGUACCGCCAGUCAAGAAGAAAGCACUUUUCAUCCUUGCAGCAAUCGCGUUUCUCCUCCUAAUACCUCUCACGCCAUUGUAUCCCGACGUUCGAAACCAAUUACAGAGAAUAGAUACCAUAUCCACCGAUGUGAAGACGAACUCGAGCGCUUCUCCCGUCGAUGCCCGCCUUCUCGACUUUUGGAGAUCUCUCGCAGAAAGCAUCGCCAAGGCAGCACCUCAAUGCGAACCUCCAAGAGGCCCUGGCUCUCUUGAAGUGCCACAUUUCGAUAUUAGCGAUGAUUCAAAGCACCGGCCGGACGUUCUAGAGAUGCCAAGUGAGGACGUGCAUUCUAUGUUUCUUCUCCACAAUCUCAUGGUCAAAGAAAUUGAGGAGAAAUUUACAUCUAUACCUUAUGUUGCUGGGACCCGAGGAAUUGUGUGUCUGGCCGGGGGGAAGUACAUGCCGCCUUUAAUUGCUUCCCUUCGAAUGCUCCGCCGUACAGGUUCCAACCUUCCAGUAGAGGUUUUCACGUUCUCAUUGGCGGAGCAUGAGCCGUAUCUCUGCGAUGAAGUUUUACCGUCCUUGAACGCGAAAUGUGUCGCACUGUCACCCAUGUUCGACCAGGUGCAGCCCCCAGCUGAGCUCACUGGAUGGCAGUUGAAAGUGUUUUCAAUACUCUUUUCUUCGUUUGAGGACGUGCUCUUUCUCGAUGCGGACAACGUGGCGCUCAAGGACCCCGAAGAGCUAUUUUCGUCGAAUGUAUAUGCGAAAUACGGCUUGCUUAGCUGGCCGGACUUCUGGCUUCCUUCGGAGAGUAGUCAAUAUUUUGCUAUCUCUGGCCAGGAAGCUUCUGAUGUGGUCGAGCAUGCUGCAAGGGAAUCUGGUGAAUUGCUUGUUUCCAAAAAGUCUCACGCAAAAUCCUUGGCACUCGCAGCUUACUACAACGUCUAUGGUCCGGAUUAUUAUUAUGUCUUGAUCAGUCAGUUCGGGCCGGGCAUGGGCGACAAGGACACGUUCACUGCGGCCGCAGAGGUGUUCGGAGAGCCAGUGUAUUUCCUUGAUGAAAAUGCUCGCGUUUUUGGAAGCCUACCCGAGAAGGCCGGACAGUAUUACAGUAUCAUCCAGUACGAUCCGACGGCCGAAUACCUUGGACAGUCAAAAUCACCUCUGUUCAUGCAUAUCAAUCAGCCGGUGAAGAUGAAUAUCAAGGAGAUUAUCGGACACCAUUCGUUCGGGUUCGGGAUGCAGAUCUGGGGAAGUGCAGAAGAAGCUCAAGAGAUGACUGGGGUUUCAAACCUACCACUGGCACUAUGCGAGGAAUUGAUAUACUCGUCUUGCAAUGUAUCGGUUUACAAGGAUUGGUCUAAAGCGCAGCAGAAUUACUGCGAUGCCGCACGACAUCACUGCUCCUUGUAA